CCGAAACACAAACGAUUGACGAGAGCGCCCUGCCUUUGCUGCUGCUCUCAUUAAUUCCCGACACACUUCCUCUUGGUUGCUCUUUGGGUCUUUUCCAUAGACGUAUCUUUCCAUGACCCAUAGUUUGCCCAAAGUACCUUCUCCUGCAAUGUCCAGGUGACAAAGUGUCAAACAUCCCUCCCUCUACGACUCAAAUCACGACCGACAACUAGCCCAACAACCGAUCAAUCGAACGGAACAUCACUGACGGUCUAGCUAAACACGAUACACACGACACUGAACACUAAAAUGUCCGACCUCCUCUCCCUCUUUGGUUGGACAUUUCUGCCCAACCUCGUCACCGGCUGGGUCCAAUCGUUCUACUACAGCGUUACCAUCCGCGCUGGCUCGCCGCGCCCAAUGCCGGGCACACCUCGAUACGCCGAACAUCGCCGGCGCAUACACAUCUUCGUCGUGGCCGUUUACCUCCUAUACACCAUUUACGAAGCCCACUACGAGCUCGUCGUGCGCGGCUCCAACUUCUACGGAGACCUAGGCGUCAGCCCCGACGCAAGCGAGCGCGAAAUCAAGAGCCGGUUCCGCCGGUUGGCGGCGCUUUACCACCCCGACAAAGUCGUCACAGGACAAGGACAACAAAGCCAAGAGGAGGUCAACAAUUACUUUGUGCACCUGAAGACGGCAGUGGACACGCUUACAGAUCCCGUGCGCCGGUUUGCGUACGAGCGGUUUGGCGUCGAUGCUGUUGCUUGGGCCGGGCCCAACGGGAAUGGCAAGGGAGGAUGCAAAACCCACCGCGACUUCGUCAUGCGCGGCGCACAGAUGUUGUUGUCAUAUUACGGCUUCGCGGCCGCGGUGCUGUACGGCCUGGGCCUGCUGGGAUACCUGACGUGGGGAAAGUACGAGAGGUGGCUGGUGCUGGCCAGCAUGUUUGUGUGGGAGGCGCACAUUGUUAUGAGCCCAGGCAGGCCGGCGGUAUUUGAACACUUCCUGAACCCAUUGCUACAACGGGUGACGGGUGUGAUGGGCAGGUAUUAUCUGCCAUUCCAGGCGGUGGCGCUGAUGAGGAAGGUCAGCGUCACGGUGUAUAUUGCUAUUUCGCAGAUCGGCCCGUUGUUGACGGCGGAUACGUCCAGUGGGCAGUUGGUUGCGAAGAAUAAUGGUGCGGGAGGAGGCGAUCAGGAGGAGCUGCUUAAGCAGGGGCUGGAGAGGUUGGAGAUGACAAGUAGAGGGCUGGAUCAGGAUAUGUCGAGGUUGGUGGAGCUCGAGAUGGCACCGUUUGCGGGGGACCAGGAGGCGCUGAGCAGUAUGAGGGGGAAGAUCAAGGAGUGGUUGGUGCAGAAUACGAUUAAGAAUGAUCCGAUGGUUAGGGAUGCUUUGGGGAGGGGGUUGCAGAGGAGGAGGGUGGAUGCGCCGGCUGGAGCGAGGGGGACGAAGUGAGGCGUUGUUGAUGAUGUUGUAGCGGGUUCUAAUUCA
Molecule: messenger RNA, 1473 nt
Organism: Neurospora hispaniola
Lineage: Eukaryota; Fungi; Ascomycota; Sordariomycetes; Sordariales; Sordariaceae
Exons: 1
Coding region: 289-1437 (382 amino acids)
Source: RefSeq, a predicted model, not a curated record